CUACUGCAGCUGCAGCGGUGAGACAAUCGAUCAAGUUUCGUCUCGAAACUUCCGCGUGUAAGCCUCAGAUGUUGAUACUCGUGAUUCUGCUGGUCUCAGCCUGUUACGGUAAUCCCCCGACGAGUUACGAAUCUAAGGAUGCCCAUGGGGUGUCCCAUAGUAGCCACGUAAAACACGUCCAACAGAGUGCGGGAUCUUGGAGUCCGCAGCAAAAACCCAACGGACCCACGCCACCAUGCACCAAGCACAAAAUCCGUCACGUCCCAUGGUCGCAUCUGCUACCAGUGAUCCUGCAACCCAACGGUGCCGUAAUAGACACUCCCGAAGUUGAACUGGCGAAAGCGGCACACCUCGCGGAACACGCCAAAAUAAAAUCUAGACUGCACAAGCGAUCCAUCCACGCGCCGUCGACUUGGCACGGACCUAUCCACAUUCCGGUGAUCAAAAAUGGUGUACCGGUGGAGACGCCCGAGGUUCGACACGCGAAGGCAGUUCACGCCGCUGCGCACGCUUCUACCCACGCUUCUGGGGUCCAUAGUGGACUGCACGGGGGAAACCGGGAAGCCCGAUACUUGGCCGAGAUCUAUAGUACACCAGAAGACAGUUGGUAUGGGCGGCAUCAACAACGCGUAGUUCCCUUCGAACAGGCAGCGUUGGCCUAUCCCGAGGAUCAGUGGCGCGGACUUUACCAUGUUCCAGCAAGUUUAUACCAUGCGAACGACUCACCCCAUGGCUACUCGAUUGGCGUUUCCCAUGUCAGCCCUGACAUCUACGCCUGGUAUUAA
Molecule: messenger RNA, 785 nt
Organism: Toxorhynchites rutilus septentrionalis
Lineage: Eukaryota; Metazoa; Arthropoda; Insecta; Diptera; Culicidae
Exons: 2
Coding region: 69-785 (238 amino acids)
Source: RefSeq, a predicted model, not a curated record